UCCAAAAUCUACUCUCUCUGCAGCUAAUUCAUCAUUUCCUGACAAAUUCUUCCCAUACUUGCAGGAUUUUAUGUAAUCAACGUCCGGCGCCUUCUUAUCUGUGCAUAUUGCUUCUGUUGGAGAGUCAUCAUCAUGGAAAAACUCGUGAUUCACAAACUCCUGAACUUGUUUCUUCCUCCCAUCAUUUUCAUCUUUCUUUGUAUCGCCACGCCUCCUUAUUACCUGUUCAAGUUGAUCAACCAAAUCCUAAUCAAACCUCUUUUCUUUGUGGAAGACAUGAGGGGGAAAGUCGUUUUAGUUACCGGUGCUUCAUCCGGCAUAGGCGAGCAAAUUGUCUAUGAAUAUGCAAGACGGCAAGCUCGCCUAGUCAUUGUUGCAAGAAGAAAAAAUCUUUUAGACGAAGUUGCAAAGAAGGCCCGUGGAUUUGGCUCCCCGGAUGUUCUAGUGGUGUGCGCAGAUGUUACUAAAGUUGAGGACUGUGAACGAUUUAUCCAUGAUGCUAUAAACUACUUCGGACGUUUGGAUCAUCUAGUGAAUAAUGCCGGAAUCUCUAGUACGAGCCCAUUUAAAGAAGCCAAAAACAUUCCCAAAUUCGCACCUAUUAUGGAUGUUAACUUUUGGGGGUCAACUUAUACAACCCAUUUUGCAAUUCCACAUCUUAAAAAGAGCAAAGGCAGAAUCAUCGUUAUUGCUUCAGUCCUUGGAUGGUUUCCAGGGCCAAGACUUAGCUUAUACGCCGCUAGUAAAGCUGCGCUGAUAAGCUUUUACGAUACACUCAGAGUUGAAUUGCAACCUGAUGGGGUAAAAAUAACUGUAGUAUCUCCAGGGGUGACCGAUUCAGAGAUGACCCAAGGCAAGGGCUUAAGCAAGGAAGGGGCUCUGCAAGUUGAUAAAGAACUAUCAGAUGGUAUGAUCGAGAGAUUCUUGUUAGGCGUCAUACCAGUUAUUAGUGCAGAAAUAUGUGCAAAGAUGACUGUGAAUGGUGCAUGCAGAGGAGAUAGAUCGAUAACGGAACCAGCUUAUUACGGAGCUUUGCAUUUGCUCAAUGUGUUUUUCCCUGAUCUUGUACAAUGUAUUCUUGCUUGGAUGAACUCUCACGAACCUACAACUGCUAGGAACUAGUAUUAUUGCUAGUGAACUGCAACUGAGCAGCAGAAUCUCAAAAUUACAAAAUAUUUCUACCUUCAUUUUAGGAAAAGUGAUAUUUUCACUUUGCAGUUUUUGUCUGUGUCGCUCAAAUAUGGUUGAUGAUAUCCGGUAAAAUCUUUAAUGCUUCUAGCUGAUCUGUCCCAUGUUUGAGACUUGGAGGGGUGCUUUAUUUUAGAUUUUUAUUCGAAGGAGUGAAAAUGAGACAUGAGAGGAGCAAAAAAUGUACUUGAAUUCCAACUCAAGACAUUCUUGUUUCUUUAUUGUUGACAAGCUUGAAUGAAAGUUGCAGUUUCUGCAUUUUGACGA
Molecule: messenger RNA, 1455 nt
Organism: Papaver somniferum (opium poppy)
Lineage: Eukaryota; Viridiplantae; Streptophyta; Magnoliopsida; Ranunculales; Papaveraceae
Product: 11-beta-hydroxysteroid dehydrogenase 1B-like
Exons: 6
Coding region: 133-1122 (329 amino acids)
Molecular function (GO): oxidoreductase activity
Source: RefSeq, a predicted model, not a curated record